AGAGAUAAUAAUAGUAGAGCUUCCCUUCAUUCACCAGUGGAUCUCAGAAGCAUUUCCUCCACAAUGUCUAGUACUGGAGAACUUGGGGAGAGCUCAAGGAGUUCACAAGGCAGGAGAAACUAUAAUCAACCAGACAUACAGUUCAAUUCCCAGAAGCCUAAUAAGCUUUCAGAAGAACUGUUAAAAUGUCUAAUAAGCAUUUUCGUCAAACUAAACAAGGCAUCAAUCGAGAGCAGAGGGUCACCUGUUCUUACAAAGCAUCUGCAGCCACUCUCCCUCAAGAAAUCCAAAAGAUUCGUGUCUCCAAUCAGCUGUGCAACAUUAUGUACCUUUUCCUUUGAUAAUUAUGCUUCAAAUCUUGACCCCUAUGGGAUUUUGCAAGGUGCCGAUGGGACCAUCACACAGAUUGGGUCAUACAAAAAUUUCAUCCAAGUCACAAGAGGUUCAAUGGACACAAGGCAUAUUUCUGAUUGUCUUCCAGAGAUGGGAAAAUUAAGGAUUUUGCUGCAUAAACUAGGAAACGCACACUUGACUUACUUGGCAAACAAGCAGAAGUUAGCUUUCUGGAUUAACAUCUACAACGCCUGCAUAAUGCAUGUGUUUCUGCAACACGGUUUACCUUUUUCAGACGAAGAUCAGCUGGCACUAAUGAACAAGGCUGCAAUAAAUGUGGGUGGAAUUAUGCUAAAUGCCUUAGCCAUUGAGCAUUUCAUCCUUAGGCAUCCUACUGACAUUGAAUAUGUGAGUAAAAUUGACUCUGCCAAUGAACCUAUAGUCCUUACUUCUUAGCUGUGCCAAUGUGGUUGAUAAUAAAAAAUAAACUUCAAUCCACAAGGACCUGAGAGAUGAGAAGGAAAUCAUGCUGAGGAAUGCUUAUGGUGUGGGUUACCCAGAACCAAACAUCAACUUUGCGCUUUGCCGGGGCAGCUGGUCAUCACCAGCAUUGAGAAUUUAUACACAUGAUGUUGUGAAUGAAUUGGAGAGAGCAAA
Messenger RNA from Cuscuta campestris, 990 nucleotides. The record is from the annotation of a GenBank genome assembly. Lineage: Eukaryota; Viridiplantae; Streptophyta; Magnoliopsida; Solanales; Convolvulaceae.